AGAACAAAUUGUUCUGUCCCACCGGCGUUUUUAUUUAGCAGCAAGAAGGUCGAGCGGAGACAAGCGGCAAUAUUUGACUGGAAAAACCUCCAACAACAACAAAAAUAAAACGCUACUAAUAAAUAUAGGCUGACUUACGAUGUGAGGGAGUUAGUCAUGUCCUCGCUCUAUGUCGCGUCCAUUCGGACUCUUACGAUAGCCUGCUAGCUAGCCAAUGCUAGCUAGCGUCACUAGUUACGUUGGCAGCGAGCUAGCGAGUGAUAUUUUUGGACACGUAUUUCCUCUUGGCUUUUUCUUUUUAACAAAAAAUAAUAAUUUACCAUUUUGACGGAGUUUUUUUCCCCCGCUGCUUCCAUGGCGAGCGCCCGGAGGUUGCCCAUGGGUGUGCGGACCUUCAGCGACUAUCUCCAGCUGGCUGUCGGCGGCUCUCCUCGCUCCUGCCGGCCGGCGGUGCCCCGGAUGUGUAGCCGACAAAACAUCAGACAUUUGUCCUCCUGCGGCAUCCUGAUGACCAGGUCUCCCAGAGCGCUGUGCCUCCACGACUGGGACGCGGCCAUGGCGAGUCUUCCUCAAAGCCGCAACUUCAUCAGCCUCACCAACAAGAGGAAGGAGUACUCGGAGCGCAGGAUACUCGGCUUCUCCAUGCAGGAGAUGUACGAGGUGGUGGCCAAGGUGGACGACUACAAACUUUUUGUCCCCUGGUGCAAGAAGUCUGUGACGGUGGCGAGGCGGGCGGGUCACUGCAAGGCCCAGCUGGAGGUGGGCUUCCCCCCCGUGGUGGAGCGCUACACCUCCAUGAUCACCUGCGUCAGACCUCACCUGGUCAAGGCGGUGUGCACAGACGGCAAGUUGUUCAACCACCUGGAGACCAUCUGGCGCUUCAGUCCCGGCAUCCCCGGCUACCCUCGCACCUGCACCGUGGACUUCUCCAUCUCCUUCGAGUUCCGCUCGCUGCUGCACUCCCAGCUGGCCACCAUGUUCUUCGACGAGGUGGUCAAGCAGAACGUGGCCGCCUUCGAGCGCCGCGCCUGCAAGCUCUACGGCCCGGAGACGCGAAUCCCGCGAGAGCUGAUGUUCCACGAGGUGCACCAGACGUGAUGUCAUCCAGGCCUUCAAGUCCCGCCCCCCUCCUCCUCCUCAAGCAAGUCCCCGCCCCCUGCAGUCUACCUCCACUCAUGUACAAGAAGAGAAAUAAACCACACGGUGACGAAGAACAAAAACACGCUUUUAUUUUUAUUUUCCAAAGCCACCAGACUUUUAUUGUGAAGGGGAGGACGCAUCGUCUUCGAAUUGGAGUUGAAAUGUUUAAGUUUUCUUCUUAAAUAUAAGCUUUGAUGCAUUUUAGACAUUGAAUUCUUUUGAAUGUAUUUGUCAUUUGAUGUGCCAUCUCCAGCUUUUGUGGUUUUAAAAAGCUUUUAAUUCUUU
Messenger RNA from Entelurus aequoreus (snake pipefish), 1425 nucleotides. It is a transcript of the gene coq10a, whose product is annotated as coenzyme Q10A. Gene Ontology annotation, molecular function: ubiquinone binding. Gene Ontology annotation, cellular component: mitochondrion. Lineage: Eukaryota; Metazoa; Chordata; Actinopteri; Syngnathiformes; Syngnathidae. Gene Ontology annotation, biological process: ubiquinone biosynthetic process; cellular respiration. The record is from RefSeq and is a predicted model, not a curated record. The coding region runs from base 355 to 1098 and encodes 247 amino acids. The transcript is spliced from 5 exons.